Doryrhamphus excisus (bluestripe pipefish) is the source of this 1217-nucleotide messenger RNA. RefSeq names its product peptidyl-prolyl cis-trans isomerase FKBP1A-like. Lineage: Eukaryota; Metazoa; Chordata; Actinopteri; Syngnathiformes; Syngnathidae. The record is from RefSeq and is a predicted model, not a curated record. Gene Ontology annotation, cellular component: cytoplasm; sarcoplasmic reticulum membrane. Gene Ontology annotation, molecular function: peptidyl-prolyl cis-trans isomerase activity. Gene Ontology annotation, biological process: protein peptidyl-prolyl isomerization.
UUUUCCGCAUCCAUUCCCACUCCGCCUCCCCCUGCUUCCGCUGUCUGCACGGUGGUGGACGGAACGGCUGUCGAAUAGCGAAAAUGGGAGUACAAAUUGAAACCAUAAACCCGGGAGAUGGACAGACAUUUCCAAAGAAGGGGCAGCGCGUCGUGGUGCACUAUGUCGGAACCCUGGCAGAUGGGAAAGUGUUCGACUCCUCAAGGAACCGAGGAAAGCCAUUCAAAUUCAAGAUAGGGCACGAGGAGGUUAUCCGUGGCUGGGAUGAAGGAGUUGCCCAGAUGAGCGUAGGUCAGCGGGCCAAGCUGAUCUGCUCACCCGACUAUGCGUACGGCGCCAAGGGGCACCCGGGCAUCAUCCCCCCAAAUGCCACUCUGACCUUCGAUGUGGAACUGCUUCGUCUAGAGGCCUGAAACGUUUUGCACUGCUUUGCUUAAUUCCACUGAACUUGCCAGGGUCAACUCCUAUCAUGGGAACAUGGAGGCAAAACGUACCAGAUGAUUCCUGCAUAGGACCUACGUAUGUCUAUAGCUUCACUAAUUCACUCUCCUUCACAUUUCACAUACAACUUAUUUCACUUGCUUUCAUUUUAUAUUUGACUUUCUAUUCAGUCAUAGGUCAUGUGUUUUUGACAUUGUAUUUUCAUGUUUUGUUUUUUUGACCUUUUACAAGUUACAAAACAUGUCAGUUUUUAUAUAAGAACUGAAUCGGUCUCAUUCCUUGUGGCCGUGCAGCCUCUUUACACGACGGUCACAAUGCGGAAAACGCAUUUUCUUAAAACGAUACACUCUUUUGACAGAUUUUUAUGAAUGACUGACUGAUCAUCAGGCUACUUUAGACAAGGAUCCCUCAUAAUUUCCAAUUCCUGACUCAAGCACAUAUUCGCCAUGAGCUGCCUACAGGUCUCUGCAGAUGUUAGUUUUACUUUUGUCUCUACGGCCGCAUUGAUUCUUUAUUUAUGAGAGUGAACUGACCUUUGCUCCGACAGUCACAACUGGACAGAUGUCUUGAUAGUUGCUUGGAAAAAAAUGUGGGGAAAGUUUCUUGCGGAGAGGAAAAAAACAAAAAAACUUUUGACACUUGCAUGAAAACUUUCCUCCAAAGGGAUUUUUUAGGCACCCUGCAGUUUGUGGUAGCAUUUAUUUCAAGGAGUUGUGUGUUACAAGCUGUGGACGUUGCAUUUGGUUCCUUCACAAUAAAAGGUUUACGACAAUUUA